CGGGCUCAAGAGUCACGACUAUCAUAUAUGGAUUGAGCGACUGAUGCCGGUGAUGGUUCGAGGGUAUCUCCCCGAGCAUGUCUGGCGAGUGCUUGCGGAGUUGAGCCAUUUCUUCCGCACGGUCUGUGCUAAGCAGAUAUGUGAGUCGGUGAUUGCGAAGUUGCAUGAUCAAGUGCCGGAGUUGUUAUGCAAGUUAGAGAUGAUCUUUCCACCAGGUUUCUUUACUCCGAUGUUACAUCUCAUUGUGCAUCUUGCGAACGAGGCACUCUUGGGUGGACCGGUGCAGUAUCGUUGGCAGCUUUGUAUUGAGAGAGAGUUCAAGUAUAUUCGAAACAAAUGUGGCAACAAAAAUAAGAUUGAAGCAUGCAUAGCUGAGGCAACUAUCCUCCGGGAGAUGGCAGACGCCACGACAACGUACUAUGCGGAUGAUGUUCCCACUAUGCAUAACCCGAUAUCUCGGUACAAUAUCGACGAGCCCAAGCAUGACCCCAAGCUCCUCCUCUUCAAAUGUCACGGUGGCAAGGCUGGUGCCUCUAAAAAGGGCAUCUUGACAAAGGAAGAGAAAGAUUGCAUAAUGUUUUAUGUGGUUACGAACAUGCAAGAAGUGCUCAAAUUCAUAAGCCAAUACAAGGAUGAAUAUUGGACGAGAUCGACGGAUCCCUCUGAUGCGGAGAUGGAGAUUCUUUUGAAAGAGAGUCGUCCCGGAAAGAAAAAAUUCCUGGAUUGGUUCUACGAAAAAGUAAUUUCUAACAAGUCCCUUUUAUCCAAUACUUUUGCAAUCCGUGACUUGUCCCUCUUAUUACACGUGAUUGAUCAAUAUGAGCGGAAGCAAGCAAUCCAUGAACUCCAUUUUGAAGAGUAUGAGCCAACAGAAGUUCACCGGGACCACUAG
Messenger RNA from Lolium perenne, 892 nucleotides. NCBI's taxonomy places the organism in Eukaryota, Viridiplantae, Streptophyta, Magnoliopsida, Poales, Poaceae. The record is from RefSeq and is a predicted model, not a curated record.